AUGCUUCCUGGUCCUGUACGGCUGGAACCACGGCAAGAUGCCGAACCCGAGGACCUCUACACAGCUUAUAAUUUAUCCGUCCCAGUCGACCACUUCCACAAUGACUCGACAUACGAACCGCAUUCUGACGAUCAUUUCAAUUUGCGAUACUACUUUGAUGCAACUUACUACAAACCUGGCGGACCUGUCAUACUGCUCCAAAGCGGCGAGACCACUGUUGAAGACCGGCUCCCGUAUCUGCAGAAAGGGAUUGUUCACCAGCUUACGAAGGCCACCAAUGGACUCGGGGUUAUUCUUGAGCAUCGCUACUACGGGACCAGCUUCCCAACACCUGAUCUCGAGACGAAAAACUUACGAUUCUUGACCACACAGCAAGCGAUGGCCGAUCAAGCCUAUUUCCAGCAGCACGUUGUUUUUUCCGGUCUUGAGGAGUACAAUCUGACUGCGCCCCACACGCCCUACAUCGUCUACGGCGGAUCGUAUGCAGGAGCCUUUGUGGCGUUUAUGAGAGUCGUGUAUCCCGACAUCACUUGGGGAGCCAUCUCCAGUUCAGGAGUAACAGAGGCGAUCUAUGAUUACUGGCAGUAUUACGAGCCCAUCAGGAUUUACGGUCCGCAAGAUUGCAUCUCGACACAGCAGAAGCUGAUGAACGUCCUCGACAAUAUUCUCGUGGCUAACGACACGCAGACUAUCCAAGAUCUGAAGUCGGCAUUCGGCUUGCAGAACCUGACUGACAACCAAGACUUCGCAAACCAGAUCUCAUUUGGCAUCCAGGGGUGGCAGAGUCGCAAUUGGGACCCGGAGGUCAAUAGUCCUAGUUUUGAUGAGUACUGCAGAAACAUCACCUCGAGCGAGUUGCAAUGGCCUGCAACAGGCGAGCUCGCUUCCAACGCCUCGGCUCUGGUAGAGGCGGGUGGCUGGGGGAAUGAAAGCGACACUCUCCAGAAUCCUAUGCUCAACCUAAUCGGUUGGAUCAACGACACCUAUGUUUCGUCUUGCGAAUCCACCCAGAAUGAAUGCUUCAGCAUGACAAAUGGAACAUCGAAGAUGUAUACCGAUAAAAGUAUCGAGAACCAGGACUCACUGUCGUGGCCAUACCAGUACUGCACACAGUGGGGAUAUAUUCAGACCGGAUCUGGCGUUCCAGAGGGCCAGCUGCCGCUGAUCCCUCGCAUCCUCGACCUCGAAUACCUGACCUCGGUCUGUCGAUAUGCGUUCAAUAUCACCACUUCCCCAGAUCUCGAGUCAGUCAAUCAAUACGGCGGCUUCAACAUCUCCUACCCUCGUUUGGCAAUUGUGGGAGGAGAGACCGAUCCUUGGCGGCCAGCAUCGCCUCUGGCCACGCUGGACGUGGCAGAUAGGUUGAACGAUUCUAGCACUGUCGACCAGCCGCUCAUCCUCAUCGAGGGCGCAGUGCAUCACUGGGACGAGAAUGGCUUGUUCAGUAACGAGACAACACCAGAUCUACCUCCCCCAGCUGUCGCCAACGCCCAAGCGGAGAUCGCACAGUUUGUGCAGGCAUGGCUGAUGGAAUGGCAGCAGCACUGUUCUGAAAGUCCAGAGCAGUGCUAA
Molecule: messenger RNA, 1572 nt
Organism: Cyphellophora europaea CBS 101466
Lineage: Eukaryota; Fungi; Ascomycota; Eurotiomycetes; Chaetothyriales; Cyphellophoraceae
Exons: 2
Coding region: 1-1572 (523 amino acids)
Biological process (GO): proteolysis
Molecular function (GO): serine-type exopeptidase activity; dipeptidyl-peptidase activity
Source: RefSeq, a predicted model, not a curated record